AUUUAUUUAAUUAUUCCUCUAUAUUUUAGUACCCAUUUGCCUCAACCUCAUUCGAUAGAUCCAGUUUGCUACAGAAAACUCUUUUCGUCAAUUAGGUUUCGUUCAAUUUUCAUCGCCAUGGCUUCAAAGGAUCCCAAGGAAACUGCUGCUGCUGCAUCUAGUAGUGGUGCUGGUGGUGGUUUUUUUGCUUCUAUUGCUUCCAGUUUGUCCAAUUUUGGCACCGCCGUGUCCAAAUCUGUUAAUGGUCCUGUGCCCUAUGACGGUGUGGAGGUUGUUAAUCCAGAGGGAGGAACUGAAGAUGCUCAAGAGGAAGCUCAAAAGGGACGAUGGAAACAAGAGGACCGAGAUAGUUACUGGAGAAUGAUGCAGAAGUAUAUUGGAUCUGAUAUCACAUCCAUGGUAACACUUCCAGUUAUCAUCUUUGAGCCAAUGACAAUGUUACAGAAAAUGGCUGAGCUUAUGGAGUAUUCUUACCUGUUAGAUAUGGCAGAUAAGACUGACGAUCCAUACAUGAGACUUGUAUAUGCUUCAUCAUUUUUUAUAUCUGUCUAUUAUGCCUAUCAACGAACAUGGAAGCCAUUCAAUCCAAUUCUUGGUGAGACUUAUGAAAUGGCCAACCAUGGUGGCAUGUCAUUUAUAGCAGAGCAGGUCUGUCAUCACCCUCCAAUGAGUGCUGGGCAUGCUGAAAAUGAACAUUUCACGUACGAUGUGACAUCAAAACUGAAAACCAAAUUUCUUGGCAACUCAGUUGAUGUAUAUCCUCUUGGAAGAACACGUGUUACCCUAAAAAAAGAUGGUGUGGUCCUUGACUUGGUGCCUCCACCUACAAAAGUUAGCAACUUGAUUUUUGGACGAACUUGGAUUGAUUCACCAGGGGAGAUGGUCCUCACAAAUGUUACUUCAGGGGACAAAGUGGUGCUGUAUUUUCAACCUUGUGGUUGGUUUGGAGCUGGUCGAUAUGAGGUGGAUGGGUAUGUGUAUAAUGCUGCUGAAGAGCCGAAGAUACUUAUGACCGGAAAAUGGAAUGAGGCUAUCAGUUAUCAAGUUUGUGACCCAGAGGGAGAACCUCUUCCAGGAACUGAGCUCAAAGAGGCUUGGAGAGUUGCUGAAACUCCCAAAAAUGACAAAUUCCAGUACACGUAUUUUGCACACAAGAUUAACAGCUUUGACACUGCUCCCAAAAAGUUGUUGGCAUCUGAUUCUCGUCUACGCCCUGAUAGGAUGGCCCUUGAGAAGGGUGACCUAUCUACUUCCGGCUAUGAGAAGAGCAGUUUGGAGGAGAGGCAAAGAGCUGAGAAGAAAAACCGAGAGGCCAAGGGCCAUAAGUUCACCCCUAGAUGGUUUGAUUUAACAGAUGAAGUAGCUACUACACCUUGGGGUGAAUUGGAAGUUUACCAGUACAAUGGUAAAUACACUGCACAUCGUGCUGCUAUUGAUGAUAGUUCUGAUAGCACUGACGACAGCAGAACGGAGUUCAACCCAUGGCAGUUUGAUAAUUUGGAAGCUGAAUAAGCAUCCUUGUGGAAUUCUUUCUAUUUUUUUUUAACUGUCAUCUUGUUAUAAAGUUUGUAAUGUAUCUUUGAUCUUAAUUUGAAUGCUUGGAAUUUGUUUAUGUAUUUAUUUUGGGUUCAUGUUUUGUUAAUGUAGCAUUUUAUUAACUAAA
Molecule: messenger RNA, 1663 nt
Organism: Lotus japonicus
Lineage: Eukaryota; Viridiplantae; Streptophyta; Magnoliopsida; Fabales; Fabaceae
Product: oxysterol-binding protein-related protein 3A-like
Exons: 10
Coding region: 118-1512 (464 amino acids)
Cellular component (GO): cytosol; intracellular membrane-bounded organelle; membrane
Molecular function (GO): sterol binding
Source: RefSeq, a predicted model, not a curated record